This is a messenger RNA of Nicrophorus vespilloides, 1359 nucleotides long. RefSeq lists its product as uncharacterized. Lineage: Eukaryota; Metazoa; Arthropoda; Insecta; Coleoptera; Silphidae. Bases 181 to 1140 code for a protein of 319 amino acids. The transcript has 2 exons. The record is from RefSeq and is a predicted model, not a curated record.
UAGCAUCUACCCUUCUUGGUGCAAUAAAAUAAUUCUCAUGAAAAAUCUGCAUAGUGGGGGUAAAUGGAAAAAGGUAUAUAUUAGAUGCUCACAGCCUUUACCAAAUUCAAAAGAGACUUACUUUUGGAAACAUCACAGUUCUUUACAGACACAUCGCAUGUUUUCUAUUAAUUUUACAAUAUGUUAUCUAAACUUGUUACUAGUAUAUUCUACCUAUAUGCAGGCAUAGUCAACUGCAGCCUGCUACCACUAGAUUUGAAACCUCCAGGUGAAGAGAGUUUCAACAUAGAAACGGCGUUAAUCUUGUUAGACAAAUGCGAUGAAGCGCACAGAUAUGGAGAGAAUAACAUCGUUUGCCGUUUGAAAGAUUUGCAGAAGCAUCUGCAAGAUAUUAUUUAUGUAAUUGACCAGUAUAUUUCUUUUAAAUGUAGUUGCAAAAAUACAAUGACGUUUAUCGGUCUCCAUUCUAAAGCUAGAAACGGUUUAGCAAAUAGGUUGCCAAAAUUAAGAAAAGAUGUACAAAAAUUGAUGUCGAUGAUAGACAAAUCAAUCGAAAGUAUAAUUAAACAACAUAAUGAUCCGAAAGAAAUGAAUCUGAUCAUGAAGAAGUAUGAUACAUUACAUGAUUUAAUGAGUGUUCUUUAUGAAAAUGAAUUACAAUACCUCAAGUUUGAACCAAAUUUAGAACGUAUAAAUGAUUUUUUGAAAGGAAAAAUGAACAUUAAAUCGAAACGUUUAACUUAUAUAAACGAAGCUAAUGAAUAUUUGGAAGGAAAAAGUGAUACAUUUAUGAGAUUAACUGAGGUGCGGGAUAAUGAAAUCAUAGAAAAAAUCUUUAAACAUAAAUCAUCGAGUCAGGAGGUACAGAAUUUGCUGAGAAAUUCGUUGAAGGAUGUGUUGAAUAAAAAGAAAUUGAGUUUGGUCGAUGUAGAGGAGACUGCGAUAUCAGAUGAACUGAAGAAGGAUCUACGUAGCUUUUAUAAAACUGUAAGGAAUCUGAAGAAUGGCAUCAAAUACUUCAAAAAUAUCAAUAUUAGAGCUCAUCUUAAACAAUCCCAAAUAUAUCAAUUACAUUUGAUAAAAUGCAAGUUGGACCUUCACUUGUUGAAAGGAAUCGCAAAAAACGAUGUUGAAUUGUAAUAUUGAUUUAUUUUUGCCAACAUAAAAUAUUGUAUGGAAAUCAUACAAGAACUCUUCCAUUAAGUUUGAGCUGAUUUCCUCCAUAGAAACUAUGAAGUCCUGACAAUUAACACCAUCAUGUCUAAUAAAUAAAAAUAAUGCUUAUGUUUCGAAGACUAUGAAACAAAUUUGAUGAAAUGCAAGACGGACCUGCAAAGGUUGAGAAUACUGGAAACAGAU